CAGGAAGUUGAGUUGACGGGCACAGGCUAUAAUUGACAAUAUAGUUUAGACAGCGUUAGUGAUCGACACGUCGAAAUGGAACGCACCUAUCUUCUAACCUUGCUGUUGACUACACUGGUAUACUCUAGCCUCGGUCACAGGGGAGGUCGGUCUCCUUCAGCAUCUCUGAGCAUCAGUCCCAACAGAUCUCAGUUCCUUGAAUAUAUGUAUUUUUCUCUGAGCUGUGAGGUUCAGGGGAGUUCUACUGGAUGGAGACUGAAGAGAUACACAGCGACUGUGAAACCGUCAGAGUCUGGAGUCGACUGGGGGUUCAAUCAAUCCAACUACGUCAUCAAGACAGCUAAAACAUCAGACAGUGGAGUGUACUGGUGUGAGUCUGGGUCUGGAGAACACAGCAAUGCUGUCAACAUCACAGUACACGGUGGCGCUGUGAUCUUGGAGAGCCCCGCCCUUCCUGUGACUGAGGACGAUUCUGUGACUCUGCGCUGCAAAUAUCAGGCAACUCCCGCUGAACUCACAGCUGAUUUCUACAAAGAUGGAUCCCUCAUCAGGACUGAGACGACAGGAGAGAUGACCAUCCCUGCAGUAUCCAAGUCAGAUGAAGGGCUCUACAAGUGUAACAACUCUGAAGGAGAAUCACCAGCGAGCUGGAUGACUGUGAAAGGUUGGUCUUCAGCCUCCCUGAGUAUCAGUCCCGACAAAUCUCAGUUCCUUGAAUACAAGUCUGUCUCUCUGAGCUGUGAGGUUCAGGCGAGCGCUGCUGGAUGGAGACUGAAGAGGUACACAGUGACUGGAGUCGACUGGGGGUUCAAUCACGGUUCCAACUACGUCAUCAAGACAGCCAAAACAUCAGACAGUGGAGUGUACUGGUGUGAGUCUCGGUCUGGACAAUGCAGCAAUGCUGUCAACUUCACAGUACACGGUGGCGCUGUGAUCCUGGAGAGCCCCGCCCUUCCUGUAACUGAAGGAGAUUCCGUGACUCUGCGCUGCAGACAUGAAGACAAGAAAACGAAGGACACGUCCUCAAACCUCACAGCUGAUUUCUACAAAGAUGGAUCCCUCAUCAGGACUGAGACGACAGGAGAGAUGACCAUCCCUGCUGUAUCCAAGUCAAAUGAAGGGCUCUACAAGUGUAACAACUCGGAAGGAGAAUCACCAGAGAGCUGGAUGACUGUGACAGGCCCAGGGCCUGUGUGGUCCAUCUCUCUGCCCAGGCUGCUGUGUAGUCUACUGGUGGUGUCUCCCUACCUGCUGGUGACCAUCGUACUGCUGGUGAAAUUCCGUAGGCGCCGUGCUCAAGGGGAAACCAGGGAACCCAGGAAGACACACCAAGACCAACCAGGUCAGCAUGUUGAAGAGUGAGCUCACCGGAUCACCAUAACAAUGGAACGCACGGACUGCUAAUCCGGAACUGUGAAACACUGUUAUUUCUUAGCUUUUAGCUUUGCAUGCUGGUACAAUAGUGCCAAUUUAUAAAUGUGAUUUGUGAACUAUAUCCUUUUUUUUGUUUACUAUAUCUUUAAGACAUGUAUGCAAAAUAACUUCUAUGUUUUAAUGUUUUAAUCAUUGUUUUAUGGGGAAUUAGUAGAUUUUUAUCUGGAUUCAUCUAUAUCAUUUUCUUGGUGCACUUAGUGUUAAUUCAGGUGCUAUGAUAUUAUAAUCAAUCAAUUGUAAAUGUCCUAAUUUUUCAUCGCUAUACACACACACACAACACAGAUUUAGUGUACACUACUUUGAUGUUGACAUAUUAUUAACGUUCUGGUACUUAAUACAAUGUUUAUUUACAUGUGUCUAGAGUAGAAAACAAAACAAGUCAAGAUAUCUUUGCUGUUAAGCAAUAACUAAUGACGCAUUUCCUCAGCAAACCCAUGUUUUGUACAUUUUCUUUCAUUUUGGUUACAUAUGGCAUACAAAUAUGGCAUAUGGGGAAUCCGAAUGUCUUUGGAACAUCCUGCGAGGUUCAUCCUCUCUGAGCAUGAGUUAAAGGGGAGAGGUGAAUGCAGUUUCUCUCCCUCCAUCACUCUCUCUCUCUCUCUCUCCAGCCACCACUCUUGCCCUUGGCAAAGUGCAAACACCUACAGUACAUGAUGCACACUGCAGGGAGAAAGGUAACAGAACGGACUGAUGAGGCAGGAGGCAGGAGUUAUCACAUUGCUCCUUCUGCUGGAGAAAAGUUAGACUAGAAAGUCAACUUUUUAUUUAACUAGGCAAGUCAGUUAAGAACAAAUUCUUAUUUUCAAUGAUGGCCUAAG
This is a messenger RNA of Oncorhynchus mykiss (rainbow trout), 2252 nucleotides long. Its product is annotated as sialoadhesin-like. The record is from RefSeq and is a predicted model, not a curated record. Gene Ontology annotation, biological process: cell surface receptor signaling pathway; immune response. NCBI's taxonomy places the organism in Eukaryota, Metazoa, Chordata, Actinopteri, Salmoniformes, Salmonidae. Gene Ontology annotation, cellular component: external side of plasma membrane. Gene Ontology annotation, molecular function: transmembrane signaling receptor activity.